This is a messenger RNA of Alternaria ethzedia, 1116 nucleotides long. RefSeq lists its product as uncharacterized. The transcript has 3 exons. The coding region runs from base 1 to 1116 and encodes 371 amino acids. Gene Ontology annotation, cellular component: nucleus; pre-snoRNP complex. Gene Ontology annotation, biological process: box C/D snoRNP assembly; maturation of LSU-rRNA from tricistronic rRNA transcript (SSU-rRNA, 5.8S rRNA, LSU-rRNA); snoRNA localization. The record is from RefSeq and is a predicted model, not a curated record. NCBI's taxonomy places the organism in Eukaryota, Fungi, Ascomycota, Dothideomycetes, Pleosporales, Pleosporaceae.
AUGCAGUAUCUGAACGCACAAUGCUCAGGGAAGCGCGACCCAACAAAGUUCAUCAAGAAGUCUGAUCUGGUGACCCCCAGGGGCAUUGAUCACGACUAUAAUUUUCUUUCUAGCAUAGAGCGGAACCUCGAAAAAGCUGAGAGGGUCGCUGGAACCACCGCUGAGAGCACUCCUCAAGAUGGUCUGUCCAACAGGGAGCGAAUGGGUGUUCAGUAUGGCAAGCUUGAGAAUGCCGCUGGCGUCAAGAUCAUGCGGGCGCCCAAAGGCAUGAGCAGACAAAAAGAGAAUAAGUCGCACAUGUCUGCUACAAAAAAGGCUACACGGAACAUAGUAUGGACAGUCGAAUGGUUUGACGAGACCAAGAGACGCGUGCUCACCGAGACAUCCUCUACACAAUCGAUCCAAGAUGCACAACCUUUCGUACAACAAGGCAGUGGUGCUAAAAGCAAGAAGAGAAAGCUGAACAACGAGGCUCCUGCCAGCCAAAGUUCUCAAUCAGACCCUCCACACCUACCUCAAAAUGACGUUGCGCCUACUGCACCGGACCAAGACCAGCCAAUCGAGCAGCAUGAAGUCAAUUCUGAGCUUCAGGUCAACAAUGCGGGGCCAGAGGGAGUCACCCCCGGACGAGGAACCCCUGCUACAGAAGAAAAACAACAACCCACCAAAAGACAAGCAGACUUGGCCGAGACGCGUCCUGGAGAUACUCGCACUGAUGGGCAGUCCAUGGGCAGCGGGCAACAUAGGGUUUUUCUGCUGAAGCCCCGCACAAGCACAAACCGCCACGUCCUCAUCCCUCUAGACCCUUCGCAAUCGCUGGGUGAAAGCCUGCACGGCCGUACUAUACUCGAAUUCCCGACUAUUCACGUUUUCCCUGCUGGUAUGGAGAAGCUGCCCGAAGACUACAUGUUGGAGGAAGAAUACGCGAAGCUAGAGGGAGAGCAACAGAGAGAGUUUGAUGAGAUGAUGCAGGAGCUCGAUCCGGAGAUCUUGAAACGGUUGAAAGAAGGUGAGGGGCGCAUGCCAGGGGACAGUAGCGGGGGAGGAGGGGACGAGGAAGUUGAUAGUAAGAGGAUACUAGACGUGCUCAAGCAGGAUCUCGGCGGACGGUUGUAG